GGCCGUGAGGGGCUGCGAGGGGCUGAGGGGCGGCCGGGCCCGCCCGGAGCCUCCCCGCGCCUCUCACGGCGCUCGGGGCCGCGCCUUCCUCCCUCCCUCCCUCCUUGCCGAGCGCUCCCCCGAUCAUUUAACCCACAGUAAUUUCAUCACCCGGUUUUUUUGAAUUAAAAAAAAAAAGGAACAAAAUGAUGUCGAGACAAGCCUUCCUGUGCAGUUUGGGAUCUCUGUACUUAUCCCUCCUGUUCAUCUUCCUCCUCAUGGAUGUUUAUGCCAGGCCUGCAAAUAACUCCAUGCUCAGGGAGAAAGCAGCGGAUGGGAAGGAUGAGAACGAGAUCCUGCCCCCAGACCACCUGAACGGGGUCAAAAUGGAGAUGGAUGGGCACCUGAACAAAGAAUUCCAUCAGGAGGUUUUCCUUGGGAAGGAGAUGGAAGAAUUUGAGGAAGAUUCAGAGCCCAGAAAAAACAGGAAGAAGCUGAUGGUCAUUUUUUCCAAGGUGGAUAUAAAUAAUGACAAAAAGAUUGGAGCCAAGGAGAUGCAGCGCUGGAUCAUGGAGAAGACGGAUGAGCAUUUCCAGGAGGCCGUGGAGGAGAACAAAAUGCACUUCAGAGCUGUGGACCCCGAUGGGGACGGCCACGUGUCCUGGGAUGAAUAUAAAAUCAAAUUCCUGGCAAGUAAAGGCUUUAAUGAGAAAGAAAUUGCUGAGAAGAUCAAGAACAACGAAGAGCUGAAAAUAGAUGAAGAAACCCAGGAAGUUUUAGACAACCUGAAGGAUCGGUGGUACCAGGCUGACAACCCCCCUCCUGACCUGUUGUUGAAUGAGGAAGAAUUCCUGUCCUUCCUGCAUCCAGAGCACAGCAGGGGGAUGCUGAAGUUCAUGGUGAAGGAAAUCAUCCGGGAUCUGGAUCAGGAUGGAGAUAAAAAACUCACCCUGUCAGAGUUCAUUUCCUUACCUGUUGGCACCGUGGAGAACCAGCAGGCUCAGGACAUCGAUGACGACUGGGUGAAGGACAGGAGGAAGGAGUUUGAGGAGGUGAUCGAUGCCAAUCAUGAUGGGAUUGUCACCAUGGAAGAGCUGGAGGAGUACAUGGAUCCCAUGAACGAGUACAACGCCCUCAACGAGGCCAAGCAGAUGAUUGCAGUGGCAGAUGAGAAUCAAAACCACCACCUGGAGCUGGAGGAGAUCCUGAAAUACAGCGAGUACUUCACGGGCAGCAAACUCAUGGACUAUGCACGGAAUGUCCACGAGGAAUUCUGACCCUGCUCGCUGGCCCAGAGCUCUGAAGCACUUUCUGGCUUUCAAAAAAAAAGAGAGGGAGAAAGG
Molecule: messenger RNA, 1322 nt
Organism: Empidonax traillii (willow flycatcher)
Lineage: Eukaryota; Metazoa; Chordata; Aves; Passeriformes; Tyrannidae
Gene: SDF4
Product: stromal cell derived factor 4
Exons: 7
Coding region: 186-1256 (356 amino acids)
Biological process (GO): calcium-ion regulated exocytosis
Cellular component (GO): endoplasmic reticulum
Molecular function (GO): calcium ion binding
Source: RefSeq, a predicted model, not a curated record